Molossus molossus (Pallas's mastiff bat) is the source of this 929-nucleotide messenger RNA. It is a transcript of the gene BATF, whose product is annotated as basic leucine zipper ATF-like transcription factor. The record is from RefSeq and is a predicted model, not a curated record. Gene Ontology annotation, molecular function: DNA-binding transcription factor activity, RNA polymerase II-specific; RNA polymerase II cis-regulatory region sequence-specific DNA binding. The transcript has 3 exons. Bases 243 to 620 code for a protein of 125 amino acids. Gene Ontology annotation, cellular component: nucleus. NCBI's taxonomy places the organism in Eukaryota, Metazoa, Chordata, Mammalia, Chiroptera, Molossidae. Gene Ontology annotation, biological process: regulation of transcription by RNA polymerase II.
AGAGAGAGAGCGUGAGAGCCCCAAAGCGAGCGACAUGUCCCUGUGGGGAGCAGUGCCUCUGCACCCCGGAGUGAGGAGGACGCAAGGGUCAGAGGUGGCUGCAGGGCGGGCAGAGGAGGGACCUGCCAAGGGGGUGGACUGGCAGCCUGGUGGCCUGGGAACAGUCAGGAAAGGAAGCCAGCUGGUGACAAGAGAGCCCAGAGGCAUCUGGGGCUGCGUGGAGAGCCCGGAAGACUGCAGCCAUGCCUCACAGCUCCGACAGCAGCGACUCCAGCUUCAGCCGCUCUCCCCCUCCUGGCAAACAGGACUCAUCUGACGAUGUGAGGAAAGUUCAGAGGAGGGAGAAAAAUCGCAUUGCUGCCCAGAAGAGCCGACAGAGGCAGACGCAGAAAGCCGACACCCUACACUUGGAGAGUGAAGACCUGGAGAAACAGAACGCAGCUCUGCGCAAAGAGAUCAAGCAGCUCACAGAGGAGAUGAAGUACUUCACGUCGGUGCUCAGCAGCCACGAGCCCCUGUGCUCAGUGCUGGCCAGCAGCACACCCUCGCCCCCCGAGGUGGUGUACAGUGCUCACGCCUUCCAUCAGCCUCACGUCAGCUCCCCACGCUUCCAGCCCUGAGUUCUUCCAGAAGAGAGAGAGAGUGGAGUCACCACCAUCCCAGCCCCUGGCUGCCGGCAAGAGGGGCACACAGACUGUGGCCAGACUGCCCUCGCCCCUCAGAGGUCUCUGCACCUGGAGAUGGGGACACAGAGGCCUAGACAUGGACUGAAGCAGGAGUAAGUGAGGCCUCCCAGCAGGUGGCCGUCUGUCAGCAAGUGUAAAGGGCCCACGUGGACGGAAGACUCAGCCCAGAGCCGUGUCAGUGUUCACGCCCAAGACCCAAAGCACAGAGGGAGGAGGGUUAUUUUUCUAAAUAAAUGUCUUAAA